Molecule: messenger RNA, 6722 nt
Organism: Suricata suricatta (meerkat)
Lineage: Eukaryota; Metazoa; Chordata; Mammalia; Carnivora; Herpestidae
Gene: CEP170
Product: centrosomal protein 170
Exons: 22
Coding region: 368-5071 (1567 amino acids)
Cellular component (GO): centriole
Molecular function (GO): protein binding
Source: RefSeq, a predicted model, not a curated record
CCCUCCGCACAGCCCCUUUUCAUUGUCUGGGUUUGGCGCCUGCGCAGUAGCAGAUCGUUGAGACGGCCGGAGAAGAUAGGGCCGGGCUCCUCGCCCUAUCCAGGCGCCUGCGCAUUAGGCGACCGCUCUCUGCCGUUACCGCUAUGUGUGGGGCGUGUGUGGAAUAACGUUAUUGCCCAGCGGAGCUCAGGGCCGGGAGCUCGACCGCAGCGGCGACUACGACGACAGCGGCGACGACGACGGGGUGGGGACAGGACGGCGUGCGAGAGACUCACGGGACGCGACGCGCCCCGCCUCCCCCGUCCGGUCCCUCUCAGCGGUCAGGGGAUGACGUAGCUUUGCCGAAGACUUAGAAGCUAAGCAGAAAAUGAGCUUGACAUCCUGGUUUUUGGUGAGCAGUGGAGGCACUCGCCACAGGCUGCCCCGAGAAAUGAUUUUUGUUGGAAGAGAUGACUGUGAGCUCAUGUUGCAGUCUCGUAGUGUGGAUAAGCAACAUGCUGUAAUCAAUUAUGAUGCUUCCACAGAUGAACAUUUGGUGAAAGAUUUGGGCAGCCUAAAUGGGGUGUUGGAAGCUUAUGUUCUAGGAUUAUUCAUGCAUCAUAGCAAGACUUUUGUGAAUGAUGUAAGGAUUCCAGAGCAGACUUACAUCACCUUGAAACUUGAAGAUAAGCUGAGAUUUGGAUAUGAUACAAAUCUUUUCACUGUAGUUCGAGGAGAAAUGAGGGUCCCUGAAGAAGCACUAAAGCAUGAGAAGUUUACCAUUCAGCUUCAGUUGUCCCAAAAAUCUUCAGAAUCAGAAUUAUCAAAAUCUGCAUGUGCCAAAAGCGUGGACUCAAAGGGAGCGGAUACUUCAGUAGAGGUGCAGCAGAAAGCCACGGAAGCACUGAAGUCUGAGGAAAAAGCCGUGGAUAUUUCUGCUAUGCCUCGGGGUACUCCAUUAUACGGACAGCCAUCAUGGUGGGGGGACGAUGAAGUGGAUGAGCAAAAGGCUUUCAAGUCCAAUGGCAAACCUGAAGAAAAAAGUCAUGAAACUGGAGCAGCAGGGUGCAGCAUAGAUGCCAAGCAAGUUGAGGAACAAUCUGCAGCUGCAAGUGAAGAAGUACUUUUUCCUUUCUGUAGGGAACCAAGUUACUUUGAAAUCCCUACCAAAGAAUUUCAGCAGCCAUCACAAAUACCAGAGAGCACUAUUCAUGAAAUCCCGACAAAAGACACACCAAGUUCCCAUACAGCAGGUGCAGGGCAUGCUUCAUUUACCAUUGAAUUUGAUGACAGUACCCCAGGGAAGGUAACUAUUAGAGACCAUGUGACAAAAUUUGCUUCUGAUCAGCGCCACAAGUCAAAGAAGUCUUCUCCUGGAACUCAAGACCUGCCAGGGAUUCAAACUGGAAUGAUGGCACCAGAAAAUAAGGUGGCUGACUGGCUAGCACAAAACAACCCUCCUCAGAUGGUAUGGGAAAGAGCCGAAGAGGAUUCCAAAAGUAUCAAGAGUGAUGUUCCUGUGUACUUGAAAAGGUUGAAAGGAAACAAACAUGACGACGGCACACAGAGCGAUUCGGAAAACGCUGGGGCUCACAGGCGCUGCAGCAAGCGCGUGGCUCUGGAGGAGCACCUGCGGCGCCACCACUCGGAGCAGAAGAAGCUGCAGAAGGUCCAGGCCUUGGAGAGGCAUCAAGACCCAGCUACUAGCUCUACGCAUCACAGAGGGGGGCAUGGUGUUCCCCAUGGGAAAUUGUUAAAACAGAAAUCAGAGGAGCCGUCGGUGUCCAUUCCCUUCCUACAAACUGCAUUAUUGAGAAGUUCAGGGAGUCUUGGGCACAGACCAAGCCAGGAGAUGGAUAAAAUGUUAAAAAAUCAACCUACUUCUGCCACUUCUGAAAAGGAUAAUGAUGAUGACCAAAGUGACAAGGGUACUUAUACCAUUGAGUUAGAGAAUCCCAACAGUGAGGAAGUGGAAGCAAGAAAAAUGAUUGACAAGGUAUUUGGAGUAGAUGACAAUCAGGAUUAUAAUAGGCCUAUUAUCAAUGAAAAACAUAAAGAUCUGAUCAAAGAUUGGGCUCUCGGUUCUGCGGCGGCGGUAGCGGAAGAACGAAAGCCACUGGGCCCUCCUGGAUUUCACAACUCAGAGGAAGGUGCAUCUUCAUCUGGAAACAAACGCUGGGUUUCACAGUGGGCUAGUUUGGCUGCAAACCACACAAGGCAUGAUCAAGAAGAAAGGAUAAUGGAAUUGUCUGCACCUGUUCCUUUAGAGAAUGAUGCAGACAUCAGUGAGUCUGGCAUUUCAGUGAGAAGUCCUGGCUCAGCGACAUCCUCAGCCAGUCAGGGAGAGAGGAGGAGGCGCACCCUUCCUCAGCUUCCAAAUGAAGAAAAGUCCAAGGUUAUAACGCAGAGGUCAGAGAUAGGAGAAAAACAAGACACGGAACUUCAGGAGAAAGAAGCACCCACACAGGUAUACCAGAAAGAUAAACAAGAUGCUGACAGAGCGCUGAGCAAGAUAAACAGGGCAGUGAACGGGGACGCUGUUAAAACUGGCGGAGAUAAUAAAACUUUGCUUCACUUGGCCAGCUCUUCUGGAAAGGACAGAAGUGAAACGGAUAAGGAAGCUUCUUUGGUGAAGCAAACAUUAGCUAAAAUUCAGCAACAAGAACAGAAAGAACAGGCUCAGUGGAUGCCUACCAAGUUGUCUUCAAAAAAUAUUUCAGGUCAGAAAGAUAGGUGUCAGGAAGAAUCCUUUAAACAAGAGUCACAAUCUCAAGAAAAAAUUCCAGGACAUUCUACAGGCAAAGGGGAAAGGAUGAUGCAAAAUGAGGGCAAGCGAAGAAAAGCUGAGGAGGGUCUGAAAGGUCAAACUUCAAAGGGCGGAGACAAGAAGGAAUCCGCCAAGUCAUUAGUGCGACAAGGAAGCUUCACUAUAGAAAAACCUAGCCCAAACAUACCCAUAGAACUUAUCCCUCAUAUAAAUAAGCAGACUUCAUCUACACCCCCUUCUUUAGCAUUGACGACUGCCAGCAGAAUACGAGAAAGAAGUGACUCUGUGGAUACUGACUCUAGUAUGGACACAACCCUUAUUCUGAAAGACACAGAAGCAGUAAUGGCUUUUCUAGAAGCCAAGCUGCGUGAAGAUAAUAAAACCGAUGAAGGCCCAGAUACCCCCAGUUAUAAUAGAGACAACUCCAUUUCACCGGAAUCUGAUGUGGACACAGCUAGUACAAUCAGUCUGGUUACCGGAGAGACCGAAAGGAAGUCAACCCAAAAGCGAAAGAGUUUCACGAGUCUCUAUAAAGAUAGAUGUUCUACGGGUUCUCCUUCCAAAGAUGCUGCAAAAUUGUCCUCAUCAGGUGCCAGGGAGAAAACGGAGAAGAAAACAAAAAGUCGUUCCGCAGAUGUAGGUUCAAGAGCAGAUGGUCGUAAAUUUGUACAGUCCAGUGGAAGAAUAAGACAGCCUUCCGUAGACCUAACGGAUGACGACCAGACCUCCAGUGUACCUCAUUCUGCGAUCUCUGAUAUUAUGUCCUCUGAUCAGGAAACUUACUCUUGUAAACCUCAUGGAAGGACUCCACAUACCUCAGCGGGUGAGCAUGCACAUUCCAAACUGGAAGGAGGCAAAGUGCCCAAGUCUAAGACCUCUCCCGUCACACCUGGAUCAUGCAGCAAGUCCACCACUCUCCCUCGGCCUCGACCCACCAGGACCUCCCUCCUGCGCAGAGCACGCCUCGGCGAGGUGUCCGACAGUGAGCUGGCUGAUGCCGACAAGGCGUCCGUCGCCUCUGAGGUGUCCACCACCAGCUCCACGUCCAAGCCCCCCACAGGAAGACGUAACAUCUCCAGGAUCGACUUACUGGCUCAGCCCCGUCGAACGAGGCUCGGCUCUCUGUCAGCUCGCAGUGACUCUGAAGCGACCAUCUCGAGAGGCAGUGCCUCCUCACGGACUGCAGAGGCCGUCAUCAGAAGCGGGGCCAGACUAGUACCUUCUGAUAAAGUCUCUCCUAGAAUUAGAGCUAACAGUAUCUCUCGACUGUCAGACUCCAAGGCCAAAAGUAUGACCUCAGCACAUGGCUCUCCUUCAGUAAAUUCAAGAUGGAGGCGCUUUCCUACUGAUUAUGCUUCCACCUCAGAAGAUGAAUUUGGAUCAAACCGUAAUUCCCCUAAACAUACUCGUCUACGUACUUCUCCAGCCCUGAAAGCCACUCGGAUGCAGAGCUCUGGGUCAGCAGUGCCCACUAGUUCUUCAUUCAAGCACCGGAUAAAAGAACAGGAAGACUACAUCCGAGAUUGGACCGCCCAUCGAGAAGAGAUAGCCAGGAUUAGCCAGGACCUCGCCCUCAUCGCGAGGGAGAUCAGCGAUGUUGCCGGAGAGAUAGACUCGGUCACGUCCUCGGGCACUGCCCCCAGCACCACAGUAAGCACUGCGGCCACCACCCCGGGCUCUGCCAUAGACACUAGAGAAGAGGUAGGAGAUCUUCAUGGACAGAUGCAGAAGUUGGUUGAUCGUGUUUUUGAUGAAAGCCUCAACUUCCGAAAGAUCCCUCCAUUAGUUCAUUCUAAAACACCAGAAGGAAACAACGGUCGGUCUAAUGAUCAAAGACCUCAACCAGCAGAGCCUCCCGAUCACUUAACAAUUACAAGGCGGAGAACCUGGAGCAGAGAUGAAGUCAUGGGAGACAAUCUGCUGCUGUCGUCCGUCUUUCAGUUUUCUAGGAAGAUAAGACAGUCUAUAGACAAAACCGCUGGGAAGAUCAGAAUAUUAUUUAAAGACAAAGAUCGGAAUUGGGAUGAAAUAGAAAGCAAGUUAAGAGCUGAGAGUGAAGUCCCAAUUGUGAAAACCUCAAGCAUGGAAAUUUCUUCUAUCUUACAAGAGCUGAAAAGAGUUGAAAAGCAGCUACAAGCAAUCAACGCUAUGAUCGACCCGGAUGGAACUCUGGAGGCUUUGAACAACAUGGGAUUCCCCAGUGCUAUCUUGCCUUCCCCACCGAGGCAGAAGUCCAGUCCUGUGAAUGACCACGGCAGCCCGGGGCAGACACCAACCCUCUGCCAGCCGGAAGCGAGGCCAUGCUGUGACCUACAAGCAAAUUAAAUACCCAACAUUUCUGACCCCCAUGUCUUCUGUGCCAAGCUGCUCCCUGAAACGGACUUCCUCUUCAUCUGUACAGAUUUGUUAAACACUUAUAUUUGCUUCUUAAUAAUAGGAUUUAUAAUAGUAUUCGUUACCAUUGGAUACAAUGACCUGUUACUCUCCACAGUCAAACUGACCUUUCAGAAUAGUCCUUCUUGUGUUCUGAAAUUUUCCAGCAUCUCUGUGAUUUAUAUAACCUUGUUGCUACGUAAAUUGUCUUGGGGUUUACAGAGAUGAGCUAUUAUGUUUGCACUAAGAUUUGCCGGGAGUGCUGGGCGGACAUAGCUGUAUGUCAGUAAGGACUAACUGUCUCUUUUGUACAUAGGAGAUUGAUAAUACUGUAUUUGUUUUAACUCCUCAGUGUUUUACUCCACUUUCAAAAAGCUCAAUUUGGCACUUUUUUCCCAUUUUUUUUUAACGAAAGUAAGAUUUUUGUCUCAUUUUAGGGCAAAUGAUAACUAGAAAGAUUAAACUGGACUGUUCAGGUGGAGUAUAUUUUUUAAUCUGAGAACACGUAUAUUGGUUCUGUGUUACCAAGUUUAUAUGUGACAGAAAAAAAUUCCCUCCAAAUGAUCAUGAAGUUAAAAUUUUCUUCAUUAGGAGACUUGGAGAACCAGUAGUCAUAAGAUUAGCUGAUAGUUUCACUCCCAAGCAAUGAAUUGCUUCUGUGUGUUUCCCUGUAGGACCCACUAGUAAAUCCUGUCCGUCUUACACAUUUAUAAGGACCCUUCAGGACGGCUACAAUGAGGGCUCGGGCCCGUGCCACUGAGCAGGAAGCCCGUGACAGACGCCCUCUGUAACCUUGUCUUUUCUCUUUCCAGUAAGUUUACAUUUGGUUAAGUUUUAAAAGAAAGUGAUUAUCUUUGUGUUUCCAGAACACUAUAAUUUGGGUGAAUCUUAUGAAUUCAUUUAAAUAUUACUAGUAGACUUGAAUUUUCCCCGUUGACCCCAUCAGUCCAUAAAGGUUAAAACUGCAACUUUUGCACCUUGUAUGAAAUGGUCUCUAAUAUUUCAGCAAUAAUCCUGUACUACAUUUGUUUCAAGAAACAAACUAAGUCUGUGCAUUUCAAAAUUUUACAAGAUUUAAAAACUCCUGUACUGUUGGGCCAGUUAAUAAAGAUAAAAAAAACAAACAAAAAACCUUUUGUAGAGAUGUAAAAACAGAAAUCUGUUAUAUAAUGAAUCUCAUAUUUUUCUUUAAAUUAAAAAAAAAAACAGUAAAUGAACUAUUCUCCUUGUAAAGCUAACUUCUCCGUUCUGUCUAAUAAAGGAAGACUGAAGAGAAGGUUUUAAAAAACAUGAAUGGAACGAAGCAGAUGCUUUGAAGGAGUAAGUGACACAUUAAAACAGGGUCACUAUCCAUUUGAAGAAAAAGUCGAACACAAUAAUCAUACCAUUGUUCCCUCUUUUAUUUAAUGUUCAAGUACUGAUUAUCCCCCGUGGAAGUGGAAGGUCAGGAGUUGCCAAGGAAAAUAUUAGCAUCCACUCUACUUAUGUUAUCCUUUAGGUGUUUACACGGUUUUGUUCACUUACAAACAUUUGGCCUUUUACUAUGUUAUUUUUAUUUUGUAUGAAUACAUUAUCCUCCUUAUUUAUUUUUGUUACAUUUAUU